This is a messenger RNA of Equus quagga, 5030 nucleotides long. RefSeq names its product ribosomal RNA processing protein 1 homolog B-like. Lineage: Eukaryota; Metazoa; Chordata; Mammalia; Perissodactyla; Equidae. Gene Ontology annotation, cellular component: nucleus; preribosome, small subunit precursor; preribosome, large subunit precursor. The transcript has 16 exons. The coding region runs from base 70 to 2337 and encodes 755 amino acids. The record is from RefSeq and is a predicted model, not a curated record. Gene Ontology annotation, biological process: rRNA processing.
GGCGGCGGCUCGGCGGCAGCUGGAGGUUGAGCCUCGGCGGCUGCGGCUGGGGAUGCCCCAGCGCGCGCGAUGGCCCCCGCCAUGCAGCCGGCCGAGAUCCAGUUCGCUCAGCGGCUGGCGUCCCACGAGAAGGGCAUCCGGGACCGGGCGGUGAAGAAGCUGCGCCAGUACCUCAGCGUGAAGACGCAGAGGGAGACAGGAGGUUUCAGUCAAGAAGAACUUCUAAAAAUAUGGAAAGGGCUCUUCUACUGCGUGUGGGUGCAGGACGAACCCCUUCUGCAGGAGGAGCUAGCGAACACUAUUUCCCAACUCAUCCAUGUUGUUAACAACUCAGAGGCUCAGCAUCUCUUCAUGCAGACGUUCUGGCAAACCGUGAAUCGAGAGUGGAAGGGGAUAGACAGGCUGUGCCUGGACAAGUACUACCUGCUGAUCCGUCUGGUCCUGAGGCAGUCCUUUGAAGUUCUGAAGCGAACUGGCUGGGAAGAAAGCCGAAUCAAGCUCUUUCUCGAUGUCUUGAUGAAGGAAAUCCUGCAUCCUGAGAGUCAGUCUCCUAAUGGAGUGAAAUUCCACUUCAUUAAUAUUUAUCUGGAUGAACUGUCCAAAGUGGGAGGGAAGGAGCUUUUGGCAGAUCAGAAUCUUAAGUUUAUUGAUCCAUUCUGCAAAAUUGCUGCCAAGACUAAGGACCAGACAUUGGUACAGACUAUAGCUAGGGGUGUUUUUGAAGUCAUUGUAGAUCAGUCUCCUUUUGUACCUGAAGAGACAGUGGAGGAACAGAAAUCCGAAGUGGGUGAUGGUGACUUCUCUGAAGACGACAUGCCUGAAAACGAGAUGACAUGGAGGAAAACCAUCAGUAAAAAGAAGACAGCCCUGGGCAGAUGUCACUCCGGAAAAGGUGGCGUUGGUGAUGAAGGUGAAAGAGAUGGUUGCCGAAGCUCGGAGAACACUGGGCCGCUUCUCCAGUUUGACUAUAAGGCUGUUGCUGACCGACUCCUGGAAAUAACCAGCAGGAAAAACAUCCCUCCCUUCAACAGGAAGCGUCUCUCCAGACUAAUCAAAAAAUUUCGAGGUCUCUCUGAAGGCAGUGUACCUCAACUCAGUUUUGCUGAGGAUGUUUCUGCUGAUGAGGAUGACCAAACCCUCAGUCAAGGAAGGCAUAAGAAAAAAGGAAGUAAACUUUUAGAGACAAGCAGCAUGGAGAGAGAGAAAGGAAACAGGUUCUUUCUUGCUGAGGAGGAAAAGAGUAAAAGCUGCAUUCAGAAGAGAAAAAGGAAAAAGAAGAAGAGGCGCCACCUCCAGCCUGCGAGCGCAGGGCCGGAGGGCGAGGCCGCGGCCCCAGAGCAGAAUGGGGGCAGUGGGCCAGAGGCAGGGCCGGGAGGAGCCCAGGAGGCCAGUGUGGCUGUGCCGCGGGCAGCAGCCCUGCCCAGCCCCCUGGGGCAGAGCAGCGUGGAGCACCCGCUAAUGCACAGCAGGAGGAAACGGCCGAGGAAGAGGAGCGCAGGGCUCCAGAGGGAGAGCACAGAAGUGGCAGCGUCGCCUCUGGAGGAUGUGUCUCAGGGUGGCCCCUGCAGUGCCCGUGCUCAGAGACCUGCCCCACAAGCCUCCCCAGCCGGCGGAGCCCCCGUCCUGAAGAAGCGGAAGCUCGGAGCGCUCCCAGUCAAUGGCCGUGGCCCGCCCACGCUGGCCUGGCCCCCGCCCCAGAAGGAGGGCCCUCUGGCGAACCCAGCAGACGGAGGGGCUUGCCCAGCCACCCUGCCCCAGGGCGGGAGACUGAAGAAGAAGAAGGGGGAGCCUGGCACCCUUAACCUCUAUGACCCGUCCAGUCAGAAAACUGCCAUCUUGAAAAAGAGGAAGAAAAUGAAAGAGAUGUCCAACUUGGUGGAACACAGUGGAGUGCUGGAAUCCGAAGUCAAGCUCAUCCGGGCUCUGGGCUCCCGUGGGGCUUUCGGCCCUUCGAAGAAGAAGAAGAUGAGGAGAGAGAAUGACUUUGUGAAGUUUGACGCCCCCUUCCUACCAAAGCCCCUGUUCUUCAGAAAAGCUAAGAGCAGCACUACCACCUCCUCUCCGAACCCUGCCGUGCAGCUGUACAAAACACCGUCCAGCUCCAAGAAGGUCACCUUCGGCCUGAACAGAAACAUGACUGCAGAAUUCAAGAAGACGGACAAGAGCAUCCUGGUCAGUCCCACAGGCCCCUCCCGAGUGGCCUUCAACCCUGAGCAGAGACCCCUCCAUGGGGUGCUGAAGACCCCCACGAGCUCACCUGCCAGCACCCCCCUGGGGACCAAGAAACCACUGAGCGCCACACCAAAGAGAAGGCCGACAGCUAUGGACUUCUUCUAGGGUCGUGACAGAGUCCUUUUAAAGACUGCUUUUUACAGAAUAUUCUAUAAAUUAUAACUUUAUGAAGGUGGGGCCUUUUUUAUUGUUUUAUAAAUUCCCAUAAAUUGUAUAUACGAGAUUUUGAGUGUGAGUUGUGAUACUGCUGCUUCUCUGUCCUUCCACCAGGGGCUGUGAGCAUCUUGGUUGAAGCUUUUGCUCUAAGCGGUGUUUGUGCCUGAGCUCACCACAUUCCACAUUUCGGGGUAGCUUCAGUGAUCCCCACGAGGGGCCUGAGAGCUGUGUGAACUGAGAGCACGCUGCCCAUCACUCUCAGUAGUGGGUGCUGGCGGCCCAGUCAGAGCUGGGAGGGGGCUCCUCGCCAGCCACCCGGUACACAAAGCUUUGGUGCUCGCUGCUGUGUUUGCCAUGCUAGGCUGGUUUUCUGGCUGUUUUUAGUCUAAGGGUCAUCUUUUUCUUUUAAAAAGCAUGUACGACUUCAUUCCCAUGUUCUGUGGGUGUUUGGUGUUUGUGAUACAGAAGAUUGUUGUAACCAAAUCAGCAAUACGGUAGUUUUUGUAUGCGUACUCAGCUGGGGGUGAACCUGCAAAUGGGGGCAGGGAGAGGGCCUCUGCCCUGGGGGCGUCUCUCCUGCCUUUGUCUUGUUUCCUUCCCCGUUUUCCUACCUCUCAGGCCAGCCCAAAGUGUCCUCACUGGGGAGAGCCAGCGCCCUCCUUGGCUUGCCCCUGGGGCUCCAGCCCCAGGGGCCGAGCACACUCCUCCCAGGUCAUUGGCCUCUGGAUGCUCUUUACAUAUGGAUGUUUGAGCCAGCGACCUAAAUGGCUGGCGUCUCCAAAAGCAGCUUUCCCAACUUCAGUUAAACUCACUUCUUUAGAAGUGUGGCAGCAGUGUUUGGAAACCUGAGUUCCUGCUGGAGGCAGAAUUAGCAGCCCUUAAUAUUGUUCGUGCAUAUUUAUUUGUUCAUAGCUACCUUUUAUCUGAAAUAUUGCAGCUUGCACAUACAGAUUUUUAUACAGUUCUAAUUUUAGUUAAUUACAAAAAGCGGGGGUGGAAGGCGCCCAGGCUUUAGUUGGAGAAACAGAAGUGCGACUUAGAGCAGUGCUCACUUGAUGACCUUGUUUCGGGAAGCUGCAUCUGUCCCUUGAGCCUGAGUGAUGGAGAGGAUGCAGAUGCAGAAAUCCAGCCACACGGUCACAGGCGAGCCGCUGGGCCGCUGGCUCUUUCCGGAGCGUCCACAAGAACAGAUCGCAGACCUAAAGGAGCUGCGUGACCUGGGGGACCCAUAGUUUUGGCUCACGGGUGCUCGGUGCGUCCCCAGCCUGCACUGCCCCAGGGACCUCGGGGCUCCUGAGCGUGAAAGCUGCUUCCCCGUUUGCUCCAGUUUCUCCCCAAAGCCCCGGCCAGCCCCUGCGCUGCUCCCAGCGGAGGAGCCCGGCAUCCCCGUGGUCCCGGCCUCGGCUGGGAGGACAGGGAGGCCCCUGGGCUGCAGCGCUGCGUCGACCUGACUGGUUUCCACCCACCUGAUGGGGGCCUCAUCUGCCGAGGCUGUGACUGGCCAGUCUGGGGUGUCAGUGGGCUGACUCGCGACGAAGACCCUGGGGAGAAGGGAGUGCGAGCUUUGUUCUGUCUGCUCUGCAAGGAAGUUCUGUCAGGAUUAGGCCUUGAAGAGAAAUCGUUAACAUCGGGCUGUUGAGCAGUCGUUGUCGCGAGAAGUCUCACUCGCAUGCAGGGCAGCUCUGUGGUGGUGCUCGCAUGGUUUCAGCAUGUGCGCCUGACACAGUGCUGACAGUCACUCCAAAACCAAAACCGAGGGCCUGAAAAGAUUAGAGUACGCGAGUAUUUUUAACUUUUUGUUAAAAAAAAAAAAUUUCAUUAUCCUUGGUCAAAUUAUUUUUCUAACAAUUUUUAUUUCAGCUUUAAAGAUGGGUCGUAUAGCCAACCGGGCCGUGUAAUCCAGCAAUGUUAAGAUGUCUUAGCACAGCAUUCAAGGGCAGAAUGGCACAUUUGUUCUCCCAGUGGGUGCAGGAACGUUUCCUCUUAGCAUUUCUAUGUCCCCUGUCCUUUCUGAGGCAUGGUGGACUGUCCUUUAAAUGCACCUCCUGUGACAUCAUGCCUGUGGCCUCGGGUCCAGGGGAUAGUGUGUCUUGGAUUCAAUAUGUCCUGACUUACCCCAUUUUGUGGGUAAGUUCAAUAGGUUUACUGUGACUUAUUUUUAAAAUUUCUCAUGACAUAUAUACACAACAAGAAUAUGUCACAUAAAGAAAAUGUAUUUAGAAUACCUGUUUUCUAUUGGAUGCAUGUUAUUUUCCUAGGUAAAAUUGCCAAGGGGACUUGGAAGUCCAAAAAAGGAAAAAUAAUUUCAAUUAAUGCUGGUGAUGUUAUAGUAUUUUGUAAAAUGAUCAUCUUCCCACCUGGUCUGGUCAAUUUUGUACAAUUUGGUACUGCCGUUUACAAACGUAUUAUUCUUUCUAACUUUUACUGAGCUGAAAGCACAGAGAAGAGUUUAAAGAAAAUCUGGAAGCAGUUGUUAGUGUUGGAAAGAAUAUAAAAAUUGAAUCCACCUUUUGAUGUGUGUGUGUUCUCUGAAUUUGCCUGAGUGCUGGCAAGGACUUUGUUUACAGUCACUCUAUUCGUGUCUGCAGGGGUCGUCAGUCCUCGUCAAAGCUGAGGCCAAUAAAAAUCUGUCUUUGCCCUCA